GAUUUUUUUAUUACCUUUUCCCUUGAUUGGGGCAAGAGAGUCGCCCAAAACAGAGCUCAAAUUGUUUACUACAUGACGGAAAAUUUAGAGCUGCGACGCAGUGAGUUUAGUCAGAGACUGUGCGAUAUGACAGGCUGCUCGCAGGAAGAGGCCAGCAAGGGAGUCGAUGUCGCAAUACAGCGGCUGUUUUACUGGGGUGCUUAUGCAGAUAAAUAUGGAGGUACUGUACAGGUAGGUGUGAGAAUAAACCAACUAAUGUUAACAAGAAUACCGUGCUGCACGAAAUUUUUGGAGAGUUCAUUUUUGCGGAUUGGCGAUUUGUUGUGUCUUGCGGGAACCAAUUUUUGCGAUUAGGACAGAUUGGUUUUUCUUGGUGGGAAUUAAUUUUUGCGGUUUUCAGAAAUUACCCAGUAUCCAGCUAGCAUUGAUAAUAUUUUCGUUUUCGUUAAGUACGUGCAAUAGAAUACAUACUCUCAAACAAUACUAUGGUAUGCCUACCCUAUGUAAAACCAGUAAUUCAUUGUAUACCGUUUUGUUUCUAAAUGAAAGAGGCACGAUUUCAGACAGACUGGAUUUCUUGGUAAUGUCUUGUGUAGCGAAUUUAAGGUAGAGAAUAUUAACUCUGGAGUAAAUCUUUGCGGGAAAAAUUUUUGCGGUAAUCUUUAUGUGCGUUUUUGUUAAGUACGUGCAACAGAAUACAUACUCUCAAACAACACUGUGGUAUGCGUACCCUAUGUAAAACCAGUAAUUCAUUUUAUAUCGUUUUGUUUCUGAAUGAAAGAGGCACGAUUUCAGACAGACGCGAUUUCUUCGUAAUGUCUUGUGUAGCGAAUUUAAGGUAUAUAUAGAGAAGAAGGGGAAAAUGUUUGCUGUAAUUUUUAUUUGCGGGAACUUAUUUUUGCGGAUCGCUUGAAAAUCGCAAAACUUUCGUGCCACACGGUAGGUACAAAAUGUAGGCAUUAAUACAGUAGAUGGAAAAUUGAUAAUCAGGUUGUUCGUAUUCUUGAACAGGACUUAUGGACAGUGACUGAUGACAAACUGUUCGAUGGUCAUCUUCCGAGUUAAAUGUGCGUGAAUAUAACUACCGCACGGGUUGUCAUUAGUCACUCUCCACUAGUCCUAUUCAGGACUACACCCACCCGGACGAUUAUAUCCCAUCGACAUUUAUCAUGACUCCUGGGUUCAAACCACUCACUAAAACAAUGCAGACAUUUAAUUCGCAUUUAAUUAACUUGCACAGUCGCUCAACUUGCCGACUUCCAUGAUUAACUCGCUAACAUCUUUUCCCUGGAGUUUUUGGUAGGCGACACUACCUUUCCGAAGUAGUUCAGGCAGCUGGUAUCAAUUAUCCGUGUGCGUGCUGUAGUGGAUAGUCGGAACUAGGGCUGGAAAACCCCCUCCACCCAAAUUCCUCAAGAAUCCUUCUUGGGCGUCUUUGAUUCUUCUUUGGUACGUGAGGGUACGUUGAAAAUACAACCCACUAAAAUACUUCAACCUUUUGCGAAGACGUUCUCAACGGAACUUUCCAUAAUGUUAACUAGAGAAUAGAAGAGCGAGUUUACCAAAGUGGUAUGCGAGUUGGUACGUUGCAAAAACAAGUUGAUUAUGGUCACGUGUUUGUGGCAAGAAACUGUCUACUUGCCAUUUGGACUUUCAUGUUCUCCAAGCAACUUUCCAGGAGCCACUUUAAGGCCAUGUCUUAUAUUAAGUAUUCUGUAGUCAACAUUCUGGACACCUUUGGGCCCCUUUCUAAGGGUCCGUUUUAGAGAGGUGUCCGUCUUAUUGAGAAUAAAGAAAGGUAGGGACUAACUCUGGUUUCCGUUUUACGUCUUAUGUAAGUGUCCGGUGUAUUGUUUAUAAGCAGAAACUCAUAAGGGGUUGAAACGUGUAACUCGCGUUCAAUGCUCGUGAAUAUUCAAUUUUACCAUAUUUGGAAACCUUAGUGACAGAUAUCCAUUUUAAACAAAUGUCUGCCGCGCGAUCUCCAUGCAGAUGUUUUAAGACAAGAGUUCUGCAUUUCAAGGUUCAAAGAACACCGUUAAAAGACAAAAAAUGGAAAGAGAAAGUUCAAAAGACUGCUCAGCUUUCUUUUUGUGGAGGAAGGGAAGCUUUUCAUCAAGAAAUCGUCCUUCGAGGAAUUCAACCUUGUUUUCUUCACAACGGAGCGCAUGGUCUGUUUUGAAAUGCAACCAAGGCAGUGAAGUGUUUGCUGAAUUUUCAGGUACAUUUUGCACUCUAUGGUCAAGACAAUUACGUUUUUGAAAGGGAAUUUAUGUAUUUUUAAAUGUUUCAUAAAUUUUUCUCUUCGGCGCUAAAGAAAAAUUACAAAAUGUGCCCGAUUUGAGAUGGAUUUUGUGUUGAAUUUUGCCACGUGCUCAGUCAAUUUCACUUGCGUUAACGGAUCCACAAUCUAGAUAGUGUUUCCCGAAUUGCUUUAAAGGAUUAACUUUUUGGAUUUUGAAUGAAAACUUUCAAGAAACGGCUUUCCUGUCUAUUUGUUUUGACUUUCUUCAUUCAUGAAAUUAGCUCAAAACACGAUCGUGACCACAUCCAAGCUAAAUUUAAGCUUAAAGUGACAAGAAUGAGUUAAAUCCUUCUCACAUUACUUUCACGCAUCACUUUUUGCAAAGAUUUCAGUUUCAGGUUUUGGACACUUUUCGAUACGCAGCUAAUGAAUUUUAUUCGAAAAAAGUUUUACAGUAAUAUAAGAAUUGCGGUAUAAGUUUACUGUGCAGAGGGUCAACGUUUUUUGAGGUGACAACUUCAAGAAGGUUCGAGGACGUCAAUGGGUUUCAUAAUGUUACGUUUGGCCCGGGUGGUAAGGCAAUAAUAUCCUGCUCAGUAGUUCGGUAAGAUUCCUGGUUUCAACCUUUGAAAGCUUUCUCGGCUUUCGGGAGUUUUUCCCCCAUUUGUCGGCCAUUUUUUUUAAGCGGGCGCGGGAACGUAAAGUAAAAUUACGUCACGUUGUUUACGAAGUUUGAUUGGUCAGUUAUCUCUUCUUCUCGUUCCAAAUAUGGUACUUUUGAAAAUGAAUAAUCACGAGCAUCGGACAAAGCAAACAUAUGAGAGUUACACGUUUCAACCCCUUAUGAGUUUAUUUUAUAAGUCAGUAGUUAAGAUACAUCUUAAUUUAAGGGAACGUCGUCAAUAUGGCACCAUGACCAAGUCUUAUAGGCAAAAUCUCAAAGCUGUUGCCCCUUGUUUAACUUUCACAUGCAAAGAUUCGUUUCCAACCGCGGCAGUAUUAGCUCAGUCGGUAGAGCGCUUGACUGCAGAGCGGGAGCUCCUGGGUUCGAUUCCCAGGAGCGGACCAACACUCAGGGAAAUGAAGGUACUCACUUUGCACUGCAAGCGGCUGGACGUACCUUAACGUUACUCGGAUGACCACGUAAAAUGGCGGUCCCGUCUCUCGUAGGAGACGAAAAAAAUAGUGUCCCCAUUUAAUACUUCCUGCUAAAUACAUUGACACUCAAAUAAAGCGGGUUUUUUUAAACUCGCAGUAAUAUGUUUUGUUGGCUAACAUUGUACCUUCUCUUCUUGGCUUUUAUAUUUUCCUCUCUCUCCCCUCCCUAAGGAAACGCCGUUCUAUGGUGCUACAGUUAAGAUCCAUGAGCCUGUAGGGGUGAUAGGCAUUGCUUGUCCUGACACGUGUCCCUUACUGGCCUUUGUGUCCCUACUGGCGCCUGCAGUCAUCCGAGGUAACACUGUAGUUAUCGCACCAAGUCAGAAACAUCCCAUGAUUGCCGUGGAUAUGUACCAGGUACCAAUCAUGUCCAUUUUAUUUUCUGAGUUAUUUUGUGCGUUAGUACUCUGUUUUGAUCGUGGACCACUGAGUUCAAAAUUUUUCUGUGCUUUCAGGUGAUCGUAGUCGUUUUCUUCUUUAAUUAUGAGACCAUAAAAGAAUAUGUUUAUUAGGCAACAAGAAAUUUAUAUUUUCCCGCGAUUAUCGAUUGAACAUAUUCUAUAAUCGAUUAUAACAAAUUUUUCGGCACACAAUUGUUGUGUGUGAAUACUCGAAUAAGCGCCCAUAUUAUGGCCUAAAGUUUGAAACAUGCCUCUUCUCACUCGGCCUCUUAUCUUUUGGUAACCGACAAAGGCGGGGUACUAUGUCACUUUUCUACGAUCAUAUGGCUUUCUCGUUCACUACAUCACUAAAAACUAAAUUUGCGUCCUUUCAAACUUAAUCGCGUCUAUUUGGACCCGCUCAAUUUGUCAAAUGAAAUGUAGGCGACUUUUCCUGGAAUUGAAUUCUUAAGGACUUAAUCCAUGUUCAAAGAGAGAAAGGAAAAUUUGUCGUCGUAUGCCCACGUCCUCCAUAAAACGUCGCAUUGGGAGGUUUCACGUCGUAGUCGUGCAGUGGACGUCGAAGUAUUGUACUAAAAAGCGUAAUGCACGUACGGAGCUUUUGUUUUGCUCAUAAAACCAAUCGUUUUUUGACGUCGUCUUCGUCGUAGUUGCUAAAGCUCCCCAUUACAGUACAAGUAACGCUAACACGCGGUGAAGAGAAAAAGUAUUUUUCUUAAAUAAUUCUCGUAGUGUAGCUCAUUCUGAAGAAUCCCGUGGAUGGUCCAGCUCCAACACUGAAAAAAUUACCCGGCAGAUAUUCAAAAUCUGAUCCUCAAAAUUUAACAAAGAAUGUUUGCCCUGGAUUUAUGAAAAUGGCUGACAGUUUCAAUUGUUACCGCUAAUCCCGAUGAUAACUUAUCAUCGGGAAAUAUCAACUGAGUUGCCGAAAAGGAGGGCCUGAAUUACUAACACGUCUUCCAAUUUUUCAACUCAAAAUUGAACGCCGGAAAUAUUACCCUAUCCCUUAUAGGUGAUUUUACACGGGACGAUUCGCAACGACCGUUUUUAGCGCAACACAGCGCUGCAAUGUUGGAACAAUGUUGUAACCAUUCGAAACAAUGUUGCAGCAAUGUUGCCACGCUGCAUUGCGCUAAAAAUCGUCGUUGCGAAUCGUCCCGUGUAACAUCACCUUCUGUCGAAUCACGUUCAAACGACGGUGUUACCUGUCCAUUUUGCCGCGCUUUUUGCGAUAACUGCAGAAUUUUAGGUUACAGUUUGUGCUAAAAAUUUUUUACAGUGUCUCCGGCAAGGUUCGUUCGUUCGUUCAAUGAGGAACAUUGCAUAUUUUUUGUCGCUCCCUUUCUGUAGAUUUUUGACACGUCGGACUUGCCCGGUGGUGUUGUAAACAUCGUCACAGGGGACCGCGAUCACCUCACUAAAUACCUGUCCGAACAUCAGGACGUUCAAGCCAUGUGGUACUUUGGCUCAGCGGAGGGAAGCAAAUUUGUGGAGUGGUCAUCAGCAGUCAACGUGAAACGUACCUUUGUAAACUACGGUCAAACCCGAGACUGGCUUGACAACUCUCAGGGACAGGGUGAGGAGUUUUUGUUCCACUCUACCGAGUGCAAGAACGUAUGGCUUCCGAUGGGAGACAUCUUUGCCAAUUAG
Molecule: messenger RNA, 5454 nt
Organism: Porites lobata
Lineage: Eukaryota; Metazoa; Cnidaria; Anthozoa; Scleractinia; Poritidae
Source: the annotation of a GenBank genome assembly